GGCGCUACGAUACCACCUGCAGAGGCAGAGUCGGAUUCAGUGUAGACGUAGAAGUAAAGCUCGAUGUGGACGACACUUCAUCGCCAAAGCUGGAAGUAUCAAUUACUAUAUCGGCGACGCCAAUUCCAAGGGAAUUAUUGGCUAAUGAGAGCGAUGCGGAAGAAGAUCCAUUAUCAGCAGUUGGAGAGUUAAUACGGAACGUAGAGCAAGAGGAAGAAGCUCAACAACCGGAGCCCGAAAAGGAAGAAGAGCAGCCGCAGCAAGUGGAACAGCAAGUAGAGCAACAAGCGCAAGUCGCAAUAGAACAGGCAGAUGAGGAAAUGUCAGAGUCGCAACCGGACGGAAAUCAAGACUUGGAUCAACAACACACGUCUGAACAGAACAUAGAGCAACAGCAGGUGUUAGACGUGGACGUGGACAUGGGCGUGAAACAGAAACCGCAUGUGGAGGAACAGAAGGAAAAUGAAUUGGAGCCAUAUGAAGAUGAAGAACUGGCGUCGGAGCAAAGGCGUAAGGGUUCCCGCAGCAGCAACAAGUCACUAUUCCGCAACUUUAACAAGAUUUGCAAUAAGUUGAAGAGUCGCGGAAGUCGCUCCACGGGCAACACCAAUAGCAUCGGAAGUGCUAGCGGCAGUAACAUCAAGGGCAAACCCUCAAAUUCACCCGACCACAGCUCCCUCGAAAGCGAAGUUCCCGAACUAAAUUCCCAACCUGAAGUGAUAGUCGACCUGCCAUCAGCGCCUACGGUAUGGCCAUCUGAAACCGAAGUAAUCCCCAUACAGUAUAUGAUUUGUGUGCAGAAUGCUGCAUUCCGUUUGCGAAGCUCACCGACCCUGAAGCUUGCAUAUUAUUGCCGAGUUCCAGACUGCUUAUUUCUCUUCUCGAAUGAGAUAGAAGGUCUGGAAAAUCAUUUUACACGCAGUCAUCCGUCGCUGCGUUGGAACGGCAGCUGUACUGAGUGCAGUCUACCCGUCAAGGAAGUGCCCGAUAAUUUGAGCAUUCGCGAGGAGCUGCGGCAUAUGGUGCUAGUGCAUGUGGAUGAAAUUGGGGCGCUUAAGCCACCAGAGCCGGCUGUUGAAGUUGCGCCACCAGAACCUGUGCUGCCCAAGCUGCGUGUGAGUCGUUUCACGGAAGAUCGUCUAGUCCCAAAGGCCGAACAAGCAAUCGAAAUCGAAUCGGAAGCUGUGCCCCGAGAACCCGUUGUUGAGAAUACAACGCUUAGGAGUUUGUUACUCGCCCAAUCGCGUCUGCCAAGUCACCAGCAACAGCAGCUGAACGCCGCCGGUGUCGGAGAGUUUCCAUGCGCCAAGACACCGCCAACGACUGUGGAUGUGCCCGAUGUUAUAAAUCGCGACUCGGAAUUGGGACUCCAAAUCAAUGAUGUAUAUAGUCUCGCCGAUACAUCCAUUCCUCUCAUAACGGGCGUGACGGUGCCAUUACCUGUCACCACUAAUGAUGACUACGUCAUUACCCAGAGCCUUACCCAAAACUAUGAGGGUCCCAUUCCGACGGAGAUCAACAUAUCUAUUGAACCCCGACUGACAGGUUCACCACCAAGGAAAGAUCGCACACAAAUCGCUGGCAACCGAUUCCGUUGUAUGGCGCCCAAUUGCAAUUACUGCUCCCACACAGUAAUGUGCAUACGGGAGCACAUGAAGUUCCACAGUUUCAGUUUCGGACCGAAGAACUAUCUGCAAUGCUCCUAUUGCAGUCAUGUCGGCAAGGAUGUCGAUGAAUAUGUUCAGCAUGGUGUUCUCCAGCACGGUUUGGCCAGUCGCGAGGAGCUGCAAGAACCCAAUGCCGACGAGGUUGAGUUGCCUAUUGCGCCGGCAAAGUUGCCGGUAGCUGGAAGACAAAUGGUGGUCAAGCCACUCUUUCACUUUGUGCGCAAGGAGGUACGCUACAAGUGCGGUGUACCCGACUGUGGCCAGCAUUUCGACACAGAGCUGGGGUUGAGCCAGCAUCUGAGCACUCAGCACAGCUACGGAGAUUGGUUUAAGUGUCCGCAUUGUAACUAUGAGGAUCAUUUACUAAUACUGGAGAAGGUGCUGGAACAUUUGAAGUAUCAUAAGCGAUACGUUUAUCAAUGCGGUGCGUGCCGCUCGUUUGCGCCUGAACGCUCCAUAAUCGAUCACCAUAUUCACAUCAAGCAUGCAAAGUUGGGCGAUGAUGUGGAUGUAAUUAUCCAUAAGCGUGAUGAUUUGAUAAUGCACACCAAGUUAUCGGAAGUUCGAUGGUUCAAGUCGUUGUAUCAACCGCGCACUUCGACCGAUGAAUGGUUCUGUAAUCUAUGCCACGCUGUGCUCGCCAACAAGCAUCAGAUGAUUGGACACACGGCGGUAGCACACCAGCGUAUGUAUCAGUACUGCUGUCCGUAUUGCGAAUACGGCUGCAAGGAUCUCAUGAGAAUCGUCAAUCAUAUACGUCGUAACCAUGCCAGCAAACGCAUCCAGCCGCUGCGAUGUUAUCUGCGCAUUAAGUGCAAAAAUCGCCAGGCAGGUUUUAUUUGCAGCACAUGCCAUGCGGCGACCUACACCUUAUACAAGAUGGGCAAUCACUGUCUGCAGAUGCAUUUGAAUCGCUUUCGGUACAAGUGUCGCCACUGUGACUUUGGACAUACUAAACAUCGCCCCGUCGCCGUUCAUAUGACGCAGGAACAUUCCGGAUUGCCAGGUCUACCCAUUCAGAAGUUCGAUCGCUUGUCCAACGACAUGCUUGACGAUGACUUUUGGAACAUGGCCCAAAAAUUUUCGUCAAAGGGUCACGUUGAGCCACCUGAGGCAAUCGCUUCCAAUAACCAUGCACAGGCCAUUCAGAUCUUUGAACCCAUUGAGUUGACGUCGGAUGAAGAGGAUGACCUAACAGAUAACGCUGCAUCUGCUCAGAAGCAGUACGAGUUCGCGUGCUCGCAUUGCACAGAAACGUGUCACAACAUUGACGAACUAAGAUCGCAACACUGGGCGAUCAAACAUCCCGACCAUCCCUUCUACUUCUGUGUGCAACCGCAGCUGUGCUGUCCGGUGUGCUACGGCUUCAAGGGGAGUGCCAAAGCACUGCUAGAGGAGCACUUUCCGAAUGUGCAUCAUCGCCGCACGUUGGUGGCCUGCGAUGUGCGUCAAAUGCGCGAAUGCGGCUACUGCGACAAGACGUAUAAAGAGUGGCCAGAGUUGGUGCAACACAUGACAAUCGAGGCGCAUCUGGCCAACGAUCUAAAGAAUCUAACAGAUGGCGAACUAAACGAACUGAUCGAAAUGGGAAGCACCAAAAACGAGUAUUAUCAAUGUAAUCUGUGUCGGGUGUUGAUGCCAUCGAGUGUGGCAAUUGCGCAACACGGAACCGUGGAGCAUUCGGAUGCAGAGGAGACAUUUAGCUUUCGACUGGUGAAGAACACGAUCAUCUAUCACUGUUCGUUCUGCAUGUACGCCUCAGUGGAUGAGUUGGAAACGUUGCGUCACAUGCUCGAUCAUUGCAAACGCUUUGGCACCUGCCACUUGUGCGCCGAGCACUUGAACAGCGGCUUCGAUGAGUACAUACAGCACUGCUAUUCGAGUCAUCGCGAUCAAGUGGAUAACUUUGAUGUCAUUUAUCCGUAUGAUGAUCUGAAGAAGUUCCUCAUGCAGGUGCUGUAUCAAUUCCAAAACGGACUCAUCAUCAGCAAGAGCAGCCUACGCGACACUCGCUUCAGUCACGAACAUGUCAUCCAUCAGCUGUACAACGAGCUGCGCAGCAAGGCGGCCAAGCCGCCAAUACCGCGAAUGCUUUUCAGUCAGCUGCAGUCACGCAAUCAACGUCGCAAGACAUUUAAUCACAACCAUCUGCAGCAGCUCACACAACAACAACACCAACAGCUAGCGGCGCGUCAACAAACCCAACGUAAUCUGGCAAACAUCUUUUACGGGAAAAUUAGCAACUCCUUCCCAGCAGCAGCGGCAGCUAAUCCAUCCGACUUCGUCGACGGGCGUCGCUCCCCAAGCCGCUGCCCAUUCUGCAACGCAUCGCUAAGCGACGCAACACUUAUGUGGACCCCGGACAAAUGUUUUUAGCCAAACGUCCUUGUUUAUAUUAGACUUGAACUUUAAACCGAAUCAAACCUGAAACCAUCGCCACAUUGAUCAACAUUGUCAUGGUUCAUAAAACCAAACUUUAUUUUUUUUUAAGAGUUCACACACACUCUUGUUAAUACCUAAUAGGUGUUUAAUAUCGUAUUUAUAAGUAAAGUGAUAUAUGCUCAAUUAAUAUGUUAUACAUUGCGCAACAAAUUGGAUAGAUUAUAGAUAUGUUCGGCAGUUUAAAACCCUGAUUGGAACAAUGGAAUAAGUUAUUAUUAUUACUUUACGAGCAUACUUUGUCGCUUUCAAUAUGUCUUGUCUAUAUAUAAUGUUAUGCAUAAUACAUCUAUGUUAUAUAUAGACGAGACACACUUAAAACUACAAAGUUUGGUCGUCAUAAUAGUAAUAACUUACUCCAACAUCAGGUUCUCAACUGUCUAACAAAUCUAUAAUCCACAUAAUUCGUUGCGUAAUUAGAUUAUGAAUCAAUC
Drosophila sulfurigaster albostrigata is the source of this 4540-nucleotide messenger RNA. RefSeq lists its product as uncharacterized. NCBI's taxonomy places the organism in Eukaryota, Metazoa, Arthropoda, Insecta, Diptera, Drosophilidae. Gene Ontology annotation, molecular function: DNA-binding transcription factor activity, RNA polymerase II-specific; RNA polymerase II cis-regulatory region sequence-specific DNA binding. The record is from RefSeq and is a predicted model, not a curated record. The transcript has 4 exons. The coding region runs from base 321 to 4043 and encodes 1240 amino acids.